GACUCCGGAGAGAUGCAGCAGUGUGCUGGUCGCCGGCUGAGGCAUCGCAGCAUCUCCCCCGCUUGCGUCAGUUGCGGCUGUCGGUGCCGGGUUUUGGCUGGCAGAUGAGAUGGCGCCGAAAAUCGCGUCGGCCCGCUGGUGACUGCGUCGGCGGCUGAGAGUCGACAAUGGGCUGCAACAGCAGCAAGAGCAAGAACAAGGCCACCCUCAACCGGCUGUCGCAGUACCACUUGGCUGCGAUGGAGGAAUGCGAAGGCCUAGUGCGGUCACCGGUACCACUGGACGAUGAACCAAACCCUGAGGUGAUGCCUGUGCGAGCGCUACACAAUAUUUUCUACGACGGCUUCUACGCGCCGUAUGUACGCAACCCUGAUUACCUGCUAAUCAUAGACAUGCGACCCGACGAAAAAUUAUUCGCAAACGAGCACGUGCUCACAGCUAGGUGGCAUGGCAAGGUAGAGGGCCUUCAUGAGCUCCCUCCAGAUGCGGAGAAGGAUCCCCUGAGGCGUUAUUGGCACAUCAUCCUCUACGACUUGGACGGCUCGUCCGUGGGGCGCCCAGAUUCGGACAUGCGCCGUCUGUGCCGAAAACUACGUGACCGCAAGCUGGAGCCAAGCUGUCUGGAGGGUGGGCUGAAGGCUGUCAAGGAGCGAUGCUCGUACCUGUUGAGUCGGCCAAACAAAAGCCGUCCGAAGGUGCCAGAGCAAACGGACGGCCUCCGUCUGCUCUCCUGGUUCCCGUCAAUCAUCCUGGACGGCCGGCUCUUCCUGGGACGCAACGACCAAGCGGCUGACCCAGCCGUCCUUGACAACCUGGGAGUGUCCCACGUCAUUUGCACCACCGGACAAAAGCAACUGGAAAACAAGGCGUCGGACAAACGCAGACUGCUGGUGGCGCCGCCGUCGAGGCUAGAGGCAAAGUUCAAGCGCAAGUCCAGAGGGCCUUCCUGCCUCAGUCGGGGAUCCACAGACACGCUGUUGGACGACCCUGCUGUGUCCAGCAAUCUGCUAACAGAUAAGAUGGCCGAGAUGACCGCAUUUGUACGCGAGGCAUUUGCAGCAGGAGGAAAGGUGCUGGUACAGGGGGAAUUGGGCGUUGACAGAAGCGCCGCACUGGUUAUGGCCUUGCUGAUGCAGCAGUGCUCCUGCUCGUUGGAGGACGCCUUCUACCACGUCAAGGCGUGCAGACCCACGGUCCAGCCCUCAGAAAUGAUGCUUCAGGCACUGGCAAAACUGGAGGCAGAAAUUUUCGGAAAGCGACUCACCAGCAUUGAAGAUCUAUGCUAUUAACAUUAAUUGUAAUGUGUGUGAUUCCCAUGCAAAUUGGAGGUGCUCUAGAACACUCGGAGUAUACGAAAGAUGAAAAGGAUUGAAUUUGAGAUAUAAAAACGUUUGUAAGAAUCGCAGGAACCAUAUAUUCUCCAAAAUUAAAACACAGCGCCCUUCCACUUUAUACCGCAGCAACAAUAGCCAAUUUCCAAUUUCAUUUUAAGGUACGAACGAUUUUUAUACAGAAUUUUUACGGACCCUCGGACAGGAACGCCUAAGAGUCUAAAAGUUAGUGUGUGAAUAUUUUGCGAUGACAUUAUCAGGCAGCGUACCUCAUCAUCUCCACCCUAGAAAAACUUACCAUGUACCGAGAUAUCUAUUUAAGCAUCGCAUGCAUUUUGUUAAAAUAUAUCUUACAACGAGAAUAGUGAAAAUUUUCAGUUCUUGCAAUGAGGAUUUUGAACCAAACGAAAAAUCCUUAAUAAUUAACCUCAAAGUGUAAUUUACGGUAGAGAUAUUAAAUUAUGUAAAUGGCUAGCUCAUAAUAUCAACAGAUGAUCAGUCGCCUCAUUUAUGAUAUUCGUGUUUGUAAAGUGAUUGAGCAUAUAAUAUAUUAUAAUACAUACGGUUAAUUAGAAUGAUCGUUUUUAGUUAUUUUUGUUCUUGAUCAAUUUUAUCCUGUCCUAUAUAGGAGUAUUUAUAAAUUUAUUUGCAAUUUCUGUAAUAUCCGGCAUAUUAAACUCAUUGUGUUAUAAACGGUAAUGACAAAAAAUCUCAGCAUGGUGAGAUAUAGAAAACAUUUUGUAAAAUGCUCUUAUAUUAUGUAUUUGUUUUUUACGUUUUUAGUGAAAUAAUAUCUUAAACAACCCUUCUGUAGGGAAACCCGUGCAUUUGUAUGGCACAAAAAGUGAAAUAAAUAAACGUAACAAUAUAUUUACAGUAAAA
Cloeon dipterum is the source of this 2213-nucleotide messenger RNA. RefSeq names its product dual specificity protein phosphatase 10-like. The coding region runs from base 168 to 1289 and encodes 373 amino acids. Gene Ontology annotation, biological process: protein dephosphorylation; positive regulation of intrinsic apoptotic signaling pathway; negative regulation of cytoplasmic stress granule assembly. The transcript is spliced from 4 exons. Gene Ontology annotation, cellular component: mitochondrion. Lineage: Eukaryota; Metazoa; Arthropoda; Insecta; Ephemeroptera; Baetidae. The record is from RefSeq and is a predicted model, not a curated record. Gene Ontology annotation, molecular function: pseudophosphatase activity; protein tyrosine/serine/threonine phosphatase activity; protein phosphatase binding.